This is a messenger RNA of Sitodiplosis mosellana (orange wheat blossom midge), 793 nucleotides long. Its product is annotated as 1-phosphatidylinositol 4,5-bisphosphate phosphodiesterase gamma-1-like. The transcript has a single exon. Gene Ontology annotation, biological process: lipid metabolic process; positive regulation of epithelial cell migration; phosphatidylinositol-mediated signaling. The annotation marks the transcript as partial. Gene Ontology annotation, molecular function: phosphatidylinositol-4,5-bisphosphate phospholipase C activity. NCBI's taxonomy places the organism in Eukaryota, Metazoa, Arthropoda, Insecta, Diptera, Cecidomyiidae. The record is from RefSeq and is a predicted model, not a curated record.
AUGCUUAUUAUGUUUUCACAAACAGCUGCAAAAACAUUCGAUGUGCAUGGUGCUGUGGUUAACGUUAUGUUUGAGAACAACGACCCAGAAGUACAAUUCAAAUUAAGAAUCCAAACUCCAUCAAUGGAAAGUCCUUUUGAAAUAGGGUUCAAGUGUCAGGAGCUCGCAAAUGAAUGGGAGAAAGCAAUAAAAGAAGCGGCUCAACUAGCAAGUCAACUGGAAACACAGCGUCGGAAAAAAGAGAGGAAUGCUCGUGUUGCAAAGGAAAUGUCUGAUUUAAUUAUUUAUUUCCGAAGUGUUCCGUUCAAGGAUAAGGGUUGGAUUUACUACGAAAUGUCCAGUUUCCCUGAGACAAAAGCAGAAAAAUAUUUCAUUCAGCAAUACUCUCAAAUGUGUCUUAAAUACCAUCGAAAUCAAAUAAGUCGUGUUUAUCCGAAAGGGCAAAGGCUUGAUUCAUCAAAUUUCAAUCCUGUCCCAUUUUGGAAUGUUGGAUCCCAAAUGAUCGCACUUAAUUACCAAACACCAGAUAAACCAAUGCAAGUGAACCAAGCUAAAUUUCGAGACAAUGGAGCUUGUGGCUAUAUACUGAAGCCUCAAUUCAUGCUAAGAGAUUAUUUCGACCCAAACGAAUCAAGUACUUUAAUAAAUGUUCAAAAGGCGUUCGUUACAAUCCGAAUAAUUGGUGCUCGACAUCUUUGCAAAUCAGGGAGGAAUGUCAAUAGUCCUUUAGUGGAAAUAGAGUUAUUGGGUGCCAACUUUGAUGCUGGGAUCAAACAUCGAACAAAAGCAGUUG